This is a messenger RNA of Coffea eugenioides, 785 nucleotides long. RefSeq lists its product as uncharacterized. NCBI's taxonomy places the organism in Eukaryota, Viridiplantae, Streptophyta, Magnoliopsida, Gentianales, Rubiaceae. The transcript has 3 exons. The record is from RefSeq and is a predicted model, not a curated record. Bases 125 to 388 code for a protein of 87 amino acids.
CUCUCUUUACUAUUUUCGUGCACAUAAACCCCUGAGCUUCAAAAACCCUAACAUUUCAAUUUAAACCAUCAUAGCCACCCAGAGCAGAGCAAUUGGGAGAAUAGUCAACAAUUUUGAAAGAAAAAUGACCCAAAAGAGCAAUCUUUUCAAAGGUCAACAAAAGAAGAAGUCAAUUCCUCCCAAUCGCCAUGGCAAAGCCACUCAAACUCGUAAAGGGAAGAGAGUCGUGAAGCCCUCAAAGGUCACGAAGGAUAUGGAUACUGAUCGGGAACUGACCAAGUUCAUAAAUUAUUGCAAUGAGGCAAAAGCAGCUACUGUUGCCAACAAGGAAGGUGGCCAACUAAGCAUAGUCAAACCACAACCAGAGUCAUCUAGUGGUGCAAAGUAGGAAACAACAGCCUGCUGCAUUAGUCACGAUCAAGUCAUUGAAUUAACACAAUUUUGAUUGUCAUUUUAUAGGAACAGAAUAGGUGUGGUUUAUUCCCUUUUUCUUAUUGUGUAGCUUUUUUAUUUCCUGAGUUGAUUCUAGGGCUGGAUUGAGAGUUGUUUGUUGUUGUUCUGCAUGCAACUUCUUGCAUUUUUGGCUACUAUAAAGUGUAAAUUUCUAUGUAUUCAUGUUGCCACAUCUGUUCUUGUUAGCUGAUCAACGGGACCAAGUGUAGCUCCUAAUUGUCUCUAAUUUACUCUUGUAAGUGCCUGAGUUUCUUGGUUUUGUAACUCUGAAUAGCUUUGCAGACAAUAGAUCAAGCUCGUUGGUUAAAUGACUAAAAGUUUUCAGUUCUACA